UCCCUGACAUCUCGCGGCUAUGUGAAGACCCAGUUCUCUUGGAAUUACUACUACUACUCCCUCACGAACGAGGGUAUCGAGUACCUGCGCGAGUACCUCCAUCUGCCAUCAGAGAUUAUCCCCGUCAGUGCCCGCCGCUCGACUGGUCAUACUCCAGCUGAUCGCAGGUAUGUCUGUACAUGCAGAACACACACAAGAAGGCAGCCCGCGCAACACGUCCCGGCGCACCACCCCAGAGAGACGAGAAUGCCACGGGAGCCUACCGUGCUCCUCGAGGCGCAGACGAGGGUUACCGACGUCGAGACGAUGGCGCAGAGAAGAAAGAGGGCGCAGAUCCAGGCUUCCGCCCGAGAUUUGGCAUUGGACGUGGCGCUCCUGCAUCAUAGUGCUCGCUCUGUAUCCUUGGCGAUCUCUUUGCAUGCCCUUGUGACUCACAAUCGCGUCUCUCUCUCUCUCUCUUGAAGAGGCAUUGUGCAUGUCGUGCAAUCAAAUACAAUAGCGAGUGCAUCACGCUAGUCGCCACGUAGUGACGUCGUUCCAGAGCA
Messenger RNA from Mixia osmundae IAM 14324, 545 nucleotides. RefSeq lists its product as uncharacterized. The annotation marks the transcript as partial. Gene Ontology annotation, cellular component: cytosolic small ribosomal subunit. Lineage: Eukaryota; Fungi; Basidiomycota; Mixiomycetes; Mixiales; Mixiaceae. Gene Ontology annotation, molecular function: structural constituent of ribosome; RNA binding. The transcript has 2 exons. The record is from RefSeq and is a predicted model, not a curated record.